This is a messenger RNA of Xylaria bambusicola, 399 nucleotides long. RefSeq lists its product as uncharacterized. The record is from RefSeq and is a predicted model, not a curated record. Lineage: Eukaryota; Fungi; Ascomycota; Sordariomycetes; Xylariales; Xylariaceae. Bases 1 to 399 code for a protein of 132 amino acids. The transcript has a single exon.
AUGCGGCAUGGGCAGCUGCAGUCCAACAAAAUCUGGGUACAAGCCGCGCUGGUUCUCUGGCUCCUCUUCUCUUCCAUCCACCCUGCUGCCGUUUCUUCUUCCUCCUCCGGCGCCAGCACGAAAAGGUAUCUUCCUCCCCUUUCCAUCAUACCCUCUGCAUCCGCCAUCCGCUCAACCUGCGCGCCGCGCACAACAGCAUCAUCCCAACGCAUCGUUAUAUCGCAGCGCACCGAGCCAAGCGUUACGACUCAGCUCGACCCACCGAGAUACCGACAACAGCUAUGCUUAUAUGGUGACGAGGCUUGCAGGCGUUACUCAUCUGAAGUCUUGCCAGUCUCGUUACUCACGGCCAUUGGGUUCGCCGGGACCGGUUGUUUCGUCGGCCGCGAUAAAACCUGA